ACUGCUCACGUGAUUUGGGAGGAUUCAAAAUGGCGACUGACAGCUCUGGCUGGCAGUUCGACAAAUUUGAAGACGGUUCUCUAAAGAUUGUUGGAGAGCUGCAGUUAAAGAAGUAUGGGGAGUUUAUGAAAGAAUAUGGUGCCCAGUUGAAGGACAUUGAAGAUGCACUGGGAGAAUCUGUCAAUGAUUCGUGGGACAUGACACUUGAUCCCAUAUCCCUUGAGUUCCUACCCUAUGAGCAGACCACAUUGCUGCAACUGAUCAAAACUGACAACAAGGUCUUGAAUAAGAUCAUGACAGUGCUGGCGGCCCUAUGUUGUGAGAUGUGCGCCCUGAAGCAUGAGGCUGAGACAAAGUUCUACAACGCCUUGAUGUUCUAUGGGGAGGGGGAGCCGGAGGAAGGGCUGCAGGAGGGAGAUGCACAGAUCCAGAUUGGAAGAAUGAUACCUUUUUUACAGGAACUUUCAUGCUACGUGUCCAGAUGCAAUGAAGUUGUGAAAAAUGUAGUCCAACAAAUGUCAAGCCUGCACAGUACAGCCAGAGCUGGACAGAAACUGAUUGAUGUAUCUGAUGUUCAUUUUCAAGCAGUGUUUGAACACCUUGGUGACUUGCUGGGUGUGCUGAUAACUUUAGAUGAGCUGAUAGCAUCUCAUACCACCCUGCUGGACCACUGGACCCUCUACAAACGCAUGCUGAAGUCAGUGAGGCAUGAUCCUACCAAGUUUGGUACAACAGAGGACAAGUUACGGCCCUUUGAGAAACUGAUGAUGUCCCUUGAAGGACAGCUAUUGGAGAAGAUGAUUUUUCAGAAUUGUGUAGAACAGCCUUUUGACAGCCAGCAGGUGUUUGUGAGCAAGAACACUGUGUUUAUGGACGAGUUUGGAGUGAACAUUCGCAACUACCUAGAGCAACUUGAGGCUAGAAUAGGAGAGUCCAACGAGGUUGAUCAGAGGUUCAAGUUUGUGGGGCUGUGUGGGCUGUACAUAUUGCAUUUCCAGCUGUUUAGAGUCACGGACAAGAAAGUGUUCAAGUCACUCUGGGACAUCUAUAAAAAGCUGCCAUCGGUGCACCUGCUGGGAAGUGUAGUCUGGUUCCCCAAUGAGUUUCUACUGGACAAACUUCCCCACAUGGCCAAGGCCCUUGACCGCAAGGCAGAGGAGCUGGUGAAACAAGCUCAAACCUCUUACCUGCAGCAGAAGGACCAGAUGUUGUCAAGGGAUGUGCAGGCCUAUCAUGCAACUGUCACAGCUUGGAUGGUGGAAAUGGAGACAAACGUUCCAAGGGGCAAAACUCUUAUGGAAGACCUCCAGAGCAGAUCUAGCCUCUUCAUUCAGGGCCUGCUGUAUGGACAGCAGAUUCAGCACCUUGUGAGGUCAGUGAUGAACCUCCAUGUGUCCCUACAGAAGCCUAUGACCAAGACAGCUGUACUGGCUCUGUGUAAGAUGGUGGAGCUACUCAAGGCUGUAGAGCUGACAUUCCACAGAAAGACCCUGCUCAUAUCUGACUAUGUACAUAAAAUCCUGCAGAGGAUCAGCUUUGAGAUAAUAAAUGCCAUUCAGAAUGCAAAGAAACGCAUUGUUACUGACAAGAAGUACAGUGAACGUAAACUGGAUGUGUUGUCUGCCCUUGUUUUAGCAGAGACAGCUCUCUCUGGACCAGUGACCAAGGAGCGACGUCUGAUUGCCCGGCUGGCCUUUGCUAUCGGGACCUGUGCAAAAGUGAGGACUUUCAAGGAAGACGAGCUGGCAAAUCUUGAGGAGAACAUGAGAAAACUGGACAUCAUAGCCGACCUCAGAGAAAAGGUGCGGUCUGCCUGUGACUGCAGUUUUGUGUACUGGCACAGAGUGGUGAUCCCAAUCUACCUGGCAGACAUGUUUGAGACGGUCACAGACACACACAGGUUACAUUACAUGGUUGGAGCGUUACGUGACUGUGUUCCACCCAUGAUGUAUGUGCGCCACUUACAGUCCUCUCAACAGAUGUUGGACAGCCUCGACGAUGAAGUCUAUAAACAUGUCAAGGAGCAACUGCUGGCUCCGUUGUGCCAGGCCAUCGAGACAGACCUGCGACUGCACAUCCACCUUCACCUGCAGCUGGAUGACAGAAACCCCUUCAAGGUCGGCCUCAAGGACCUCUCUCAGCUCCUUAAACUGAGGCCCGUCAGGCUGUUUGACCGAUAUGUCAAUGUCAAGGCAUAUGUAGAGCACUAUUUGAACACCACGUUCUACAACCUGACAACUGUUGCCCUUCAUGACUGGAAGACCUACGGAGAGAUGAAGAACAUGGCUGAGCAAAAGUAUGGGCUCACAUUGGUGGACACACACCUCCCUAGUCAGACACUCGAACAGGGUUUAGAUGUGUUGGAGAUCAUGCGAAAUAUCCACGUUUUUGUUUCCAAGUACUUCUAUAACCUCAACAACCAGAUAUUUGUGGAAAGGUCUAGCAACAACAAGCACCUGAACACUAUCAACAUUCGCCACAUUGCCAACUCCAUUCGUACCCAUGGUACUGGCAUCAUGAAUACUACGGUUAACUUCACAUACCAGUUUUUACGGAAGAAAUUUUUCAUUUUCUCCCAGUUUAUGUAUGAUGAACACAUCAAGUCCAAGCUUAUCAAGGAUUGGAAAUUUUUCAAAGAAAAUCAUAUGCAAACAGAUCAAAAGUACCCGUAUGACAGAGCGGAAAAGUUCAACAAAGGGAUCAGAAAGUUGGGGCUCACCCCUGAUGGAGAGAGCUACCUGGAUCAGUUCAGGACCCUUAUCACUCAGAUAGGCAAUGCCAUGGGCUACAUCAGGAUGAUCCGGUCCGGUGGUCUGCACUGCUGCAGUAACGCUAUCCGGUUCAUACCUGAUCUGGAGGACAUUGAGUGCUUUGAGAAACUCUGCAAGGAGGAGAACCUCUCCAUGGAAUGCCAAGUGGCCGCAAGAAAUCUGGACAAUGUGAUAGGAAAUUUGGCAAAGAAUUUUGCAGAAGGAACAGAAUAUUUCAAGAUGCUGGUUGAUGUGUUCUCACCUGAGUUCCGGAACCCCAAGAACAUGCAUCUACGCAACUUCUUUGUCAUCUUGCCACCUCUGACUGUGAACUAUAUCGAGCACUCAAUUAGCUGUAAGGAGAAGAUGAACAGGAAGAACAAGGUUGGGGCUGCAUUCACUGAUGAUGGAUUUGCAAUGGGGCUAGCCUACAUCCUGAAGUUGCUGGACCAGUAUCAUGACUUUGACUCUCUGCACUGGUUCCAGGCUGUUAGAGAACACUAUGGGAAGGAAAAGGGCCAGCUACAGAAGCAACAGCAAGGCGCCUCCAGCAAGGCAGACGAGAAACUGCAGCAGACGAUGACCUUGACCCAGAAACGUCUGGACAUUUACCUGCAGGAGUUUGACCUGCUGUUCUACUCACUGAGCAGUGCCAGGAUAUUUUUCCGAGCCGACAUGACUGCUGCCGAGGAGAAAGAGGAGGCAGAUAAAGGGGCUGAUGCAAACAAAGAUGGGACAUCAAAUGGAGCAGGAGCUGACAGUGGCCCUACUUCAGGUGCCCCUCCCAGUGCCCCACCCCCUCCCCCUAGUGCUCCAGUAGCCCCUCCUGCCUUAGGAGGUGGGGCUCCUCCACCUCCGCCGCCACCACCACCACCACCACCACCACCACCGCCGCCGCCGCCACCAAUGUAACCACGGUCACAAAGAGAGCAGUGCAAUUGUACAUGGAUGGUGUAGAUUGUAGUCAUCAUGGAAUGUUCAAUAAUAUGUACAUUUUUAUUGUGUAAUGUUAUAUAUGAGAAUAUUAAUGAGACUGUAUCAUUAUUGUUUGUUUUUAACAUAUAUAAAUAUGAAAGUUUAAGACAGUUACGUUUCCGUUGUUUUCAAUUUUAUACAUAUUUAAUGUUGAAUGUAAACAAUACUGUUAAGGAUGAAGUAAACAUGUUUUGAAAAGCAAGUAAUUUAAAUUUUCAAACAUUUUCAGACCUGUAAUGUGUUUGAUUGACUAAAAAUUCAUUCAUGAUAUCUGUUUGGUUCAUGAUUUCUGUUUGGUUUACUUGUUUAUGAUUUUGCAAAAAAAAUCAGAAAUACUAUGUUCAGCUUAAAUCAUGAGGGGUCCAGUA
This is a messenger RNA of Dreissena polymorpha, 4093 nucleotides long. RefSeq names its product WASH complex subunit 4-like. Gene Ontology annotation, cellular component: WASH complex; endosome. Lineage: Eukaryota; Metazoa; Mollusca; Bivalvia; Myida; Dreissenidae. The coding region runs from base 30 to 3662 and encodes 1210 amino acids. The transcript is spliced from 34 exons. Gene Ontology annotation, biological process: endosome organization; endosomal transport. The record is from RefSeq and is a predicted model, not a curated record.